AUGACCCUCCUGCAGCCUGAUCUUCACCCAGUCGGAGGAUGCAUAGCGCCGCUGUUUGGAGUCGAAUCACGGCCGGAUAACUUCUUAAUUCUGCGGUGACGGACUCGAACCUCCGCGCGCCUCGUCCGCUCGGCCUCUGCUCUCUCUCCCCCCGCUGAGGACGUCGGGUUGGCGGCCGCCGCUUCGCUCCGGGAGCCGGACGCUCGCAGACGUUACGUCGGGACAAUGGAAUCUAACGUCCUCCCGGACAGUAUCCGCCCUCCGAGGCUGCAGCCGGGGAUCGGCUUCGGGUCCGGGCCGACCGGCACGCUCCGCUCCUCCCUCCGGCCCGGGGUGACGGUCCCCAUCGCGCCGCUGCUGUCCUCCCCGGCCUCCCUGGCCGCGUCGUCCGGGCCUCCUCCUCCUCCGCCGCCGCUGCAGCUCCACAGCCUGUACGGCGGGAUGAUGGGAGCGGGGCCCGGGCUGGGGCUGGGGCUGGGGCCGGGCACGGGGACGAUCCCGGGGGCGUCCGGCCACGGCAACCCGGGGAACCCGGCGGUGCUGAAGGAGGCGGUGGAGGCGGUGGUCCGCAGCUUCGCCAAACACACGCAGGGAUACGGCAGAGUGAAUGUGGUGGAGGCUUUACAGGAGUUCUGGCAGAUGAAGCUGACCCGGGGGGCCGAUCUGCGGAACGGAGCCCUGGUGGUUUAUGAAAUGGUCCCAUCCAACAGCCCUCCAUACGUCUGCUACGUCAGUCUUCCGGGCGGCAGCUGCUUUGGAAGUUUCCAGUUCUGUCCCACUAAAGCGGAGGCCAGGCGCAGCGCUGCCAAGAUCGCCCUGAUGAAUUCUGUUUUCAAUGAGCACCCCUCUCGCCGGAUUACAGACGACUUUAUCGAGAAGAGCGUGAGCGAGGCGCUGGCCUCCUUCAACGGAAACAGAGAAGAAGCCGACAACCCCAACACGGGGAUCGGGGCCUUCCGCUUCAUGCUCGAAUCCAACAAAGGGAAGUCCAUGCUGGAGUUUCAGGAGCUGAUGACCGUGUUCCAGCUGCUGCACUGGAACGGCAGCCUGAAAGCCAUGAGAGAACGACAGUGUUCCCGACAGGAGGUGCUGGCUCACUAUUCCCAUCGGGCCCUGGACGACGACAUGCGCACCCAGAUGGCGGCGGACUGGGUGAACCGGGAGCAGAGCGUGGCGGGCACCAUCGCCCAGGAGCUGGCCUCCACGGAGCGGGAGCUGGAGGACGCCCGGCUGGCGGGCCGAGAACUGCGUUUUUACAAAGAGAAGAAAGACAUCCUGAUGCUCGCCGUGGGUCAGCUGAGCGCCGCCAACACCGCCACGCUGCCGUCACACUAAAACCCGCCUUCGCGCCCCGUAGGAUCCUCGGUAAACGGUAUGGAAAGGUGACCCAUCUGAACUGGUGUUACGAGGACCAGGUAAUCUGGCUCUUUACUCGCAGCCUGUGGAGGAAACACACGCCUCUUUGUGCCUCACGAUCACAGUCUAACCCUGCAUUUUUUUUUUUAAGACAAACAGCAGAACUGGGCCUCCACAUGUGUCCUUUUUCCCAUUAUUUCCUGCUGCGUUUACUCAGAGUAGACCAACGCAAACAAAGCCUUGUUUUUAUCAGUGAAUGUACAAUGAGAUGAGUGCUCGAACCAAACAACAAUGAAGUAUUGUUUAUUUCUUUGACUGUGUGUUUCUAAGUGUUUGCUUUCUUUCUAUUUGUAAAAAAAAAAAAAAAAAAAAGAAAAAGUUUGGAUUUCAAAUCCUAUCUUAAGUAACCUGCUCUUUUCAUAAACUGCACAUUUUUCUACAUCAAACAGAAAGAUAUCUUAUUAGAUUUUCUGCAUCAGGUGCUCAGUUUAAGCAGUAUAAUGGGAAUAUAAUGCAAGUACGCUAAACCUGCCUCCUCAGAUCAUGAGACCAACUCCCACACAGCAUCAAUAUGUACUUUUUUGGGUCAGCAGAUGACUGUCGGCUCUGACAGCAGCUCAGGUUUUUCUUUCACAACAACAGAUCACUAUGUCGUCUUUGUUUUCUUCGCGAAGGCUUUCUGUUUGCCUGGUGACCACGCGACACUCGCCGAAUGUAAUAUUUCCAGCGUGCUUAUCCAGUGAAGGACCUGCAGAGCAAAGCUGUUGAAGUGUAGACUCUGUGGAGCUCCUCCUGUGAUCCAGAUUGUGUUUGUCAUGUGCUUUUUAGCUGGAGGAGUUUAAAUAAGUGGGCGCAGGGGUGGGACUGGAGUACAAACAUGAAAGGUCUAAAAAUGAGCUGAUUCAUUUAGUGUGAGUCACAGCAAGUCAACACAAAACAGAUCCUGCUUUGUGUCUUUGUUUGGAGAUACCAGAAGCAGAAAGUGUCUAUUGGCAGUAUUGAUAAAAAAAAAACAGAAAAGAAAAGAAAAAACAUGUAAUGUAAUGUAACUCACACUUAUUGCCUGACCUUUUUUCAUACUGUAAAUGUGAUAUCUUUAUAUGGUCUGUAUAUCUAAA
Messenger RNA from Salarias fasciatus (jewelled blenny), 2474 nucleotides. RefSeq names its product limb and CNS expressed 1 like (gene lix1l). Lineage: Eukaryota; Metazoa; Chordata; Actinopteri; Blenniiformes; Blenniidae. The transcript is spliced from 6 exons. Gene Ontology annotation, cellular component: cytoplasm. The record is from RefSeq and is a predicted model, not a curated record. Gene Ontology annotation, biological process: autophagosome maturation. Bases 226 to 1335 code for a protein of 369 amino acids.